Sebastes umbrosus (honeycomb rockfish) is the source of this 1811-nucleotide messenger RNA. RefSeq names its product eukaryotic translation initiation factor 1A X-linked b (gene eif1axb). NCBI's taxonomy places the organism in Eukaryota, Metazoa, Chordata, Actinopteri, Perciformes, Sebastidae. Gene Ontology annotation, cellular component: cytoplasm. The transcript has 7 exons. Gene Ontology annotation, biological process: translational initiation. Bases 172 to 606 code for a protein of 144 amino acids. The record is from RefSeq and is a predicted model, not a curated record. Gene Ontology annotation, molecular function: RNA binding; translation initiation factor activity.
CGGUGGUUUUGAAUGUCUCGGCGGGCGCAUGCGCAGACCGUUGGAGCCUCUCAGCGGUGACUAGCUCGUUUCAGUCCUUUAGCCCAUCAGACUGUCUCUCAGCUCGUCUUCUGUUCAACCGGCAGUCCAUCUACCGAGCGGGAUUAACCACAUCCAGGAGGGGAAAGAAACAUGCCCAAGAAUAAAGGUAAGGGAGGAAAGAAUCGGCGACGUGGAAAGAACGAGAAUGAGUCCGAGAAGAGAGAGCUGGUGUUCAAAGAGGAUGGACAGGAAUAUGCUCAGGUGAUUAAAAUGCUGGGGAACGGACGUCUGGAGGCCAUGUGCUUCGAUGGAACCAAGCGGCUUUGCCACAUCAGAGGAAAACUCCGGAAAAAGGUGUGGAUUAACACGUCAGACAUCAUCCUGGUCGGACUGAGAGAUUACCAGGACAACAAAGCUGACGUCAUCCUCAAGUACAACGCAGACGAGGCUCGUAGUUUGAAAGCGUACGGAGAGCUGCCGGAGCACGCCAAAAUCAACGAGACAGACACCUUCGGGCCCGGAGACGAUGAUGAGAUCCAGUUUGAUGACAUUGGCGACGAUGAUGAUGACAUUGAUGAUAUCUAAAGACCUGCUACUGGAGGGAGGAAGGUGGGAUUUUACGAGAGAUGCUCCGAUGGGAAUAUUUUGAGCCGCCACACCGCACCGAUAAUGAUUAUUUUUUAUUAAGAUCAGCCUAUGCCAAUCCAAUACAGUUUAUUAAUACGAUUCAAUUUAUUCCAGUUUGUUAACCAUCAGUAGACAUCUUUCUUGUUUUUGAGAGGUGCAUUUCGUGUAAUGUGGGGGAAGAAAGGACACCAGUAUUUUGAGUUUAUCGUUGACCUGAAUGAACAUGAGAUGCUGCUUUAGUACGACUGUCUGAGUUAUCACUCGUAGCGACUAGAGGGCGAUGCAGCAGGCUGCCUGGUGACUGAAUGAUGACGCAGACCGUCGGGAUUGGAGACUCAAGAGUAGGCUGAUCACCAGCAUCACAGUUAGGGUGAAUAUCUGGACCUAUUGCUAGAUUUUCACCUUUUUUUGUUUUUGCUUCUAAUUUUCCAUCUCAUUCACGGAGGUUUUCUUUUUUUUUUUUUUCUGUAUUAUCCAAAAAACACUUAGAAGAGGUUCUAUCGAUACCAUGACUGCAGAAUAUCUCACACCAAAUGCGUCAUCUUUUUUAAAAAAUGUAUUUAUAUUCAUUUCACACUAUGUGGAAUUUAGCUACAAGUACAGAAUCUCUGGGUUCGUCAAUAAAAAGAUAAACCAUUUUGUGUUUUCCUCUUGGCAGUCUGUAUCAUUGUAGCCUGAGAGGCAGAAGAAAGUUAAUAACACUCGGCUCUGUAUCUUCUUGUUCACGUCAUAUUCCACUAACUAUUUGCUCGUUUUUGGAUUGAUCCAUGAAGGUUAUCCCCUUGAAAUUUAAAAAGAAUAAUCAAAAUGUAUUUUUCUAUUGUUUCCCUUUUUAUUUGUGUUUUCUGUGUGUUUGUGUUUCCAUGUUGAACUCUUCGCUGCUCGCUCUGUGGCUUCAGCACAGGUCUCUCUAGACCAGCGGUUCCCAAACCUUCUCCACCGCCGACACAACCUCAGAUCACCGUUCACACGUUCUCUGAACCUCUACAAAAUCAAAUAUUACAGUAGUUUAUUCUCCUUCUCCCAGCACCUCAGUUUUGGGAACCACUGCUCUAGACCACAUGGGGCCUGUCACUGUUGUUGCUGUAACUCUGAAUUAAUAAAAAAAAAUGUACUAUGAUGUUUGAAGGCUGGGUUUCCAAUAAAGAUCUUAACUCCACUGA